Messenger RNA from Klebsormidium nitens, 1919 nucleotides. NCBI's taxonomy places the organism in Eukaryota, Viridiplantae, Streptophyta, Klebsormidiophyceae, Klebsormidiales, Klebsormidiaceae. The record is from the annotation of a GenBank genome assembly.
GUGGGUAUUGGAUAUAAGAAUAAUAGGUCGCUCAUAUUUCGAUGACAGACUUCUUGCUUAUAGGUGUUAGAGGAUGAUGGUCGUCUUGUCGGACAAACUGUCUGACUCUAAGCAGCAAGAAUAACUCAGACAAGGGGUGGACGGGCAAUUGUUGGUUGCAUGGAUUGAAAGCACGGGGCAAGAAGCAAUGGCGUCUGCCGUGUUGGUGCGGGAGGGGGCCUGCUUGUCAUGCAUCAGGGCAAGGGCAGGGAAGACAGAGCGGCGCCGGAAUCCCUUGCAGAGCGCUUCAAAUGGUGGCACAUUUGGGAAGCGUGUUCCUCAUCAAUUGCAGCAUCAUGCAGGCAAUGUACGGUGGCACAGUAGUUCAUGCAAACCUGGCGUCGUUGAAAUGUCGUUGAAAUCCAGCGACACGCACAGAAAUGCUGCUAACAGUGAGUCGCCUUUGAUCAAGCGUGAACAGAAUGUGGCGCCAGCCGGAAGUUGGGCGAAAGGCAAAGUGGCCGCUCUAGUUCUGGCGGUGCUUCAAAGCGUGGCGCCUAUGACGCCGGUGGAUGUGUUUGGAGGGAGUGUGCCAGUGGCAGAGGCGGUGCUGACGAACCCGAACACGAGAAUCCCGAAAGCGGGUGAUGUCGCCCUGCGACGAGCAAUUCCUGCUCUGAAUGUUGAGACGAAGAAAAUGCAGGAGUUGAUCGAAGAGCUGUCCUACCUUCUUCGGAUCCCACAGAGGAAGCCCUACGGCAGCAUGGCCAAAAACACAAAGGAGGCGCUAGAGAUUGCAACCAAAAGCAAGGACGCCAUUCUGAACGCUGUGGGGCCGCAGUUUCGACAGCAGGCCGAGGGUAUCUAUGCCAGCCUAAUAGAGGGCAGGACGAGCUACAAGGGUCUCUUGGAGGCCAUCGACGCCCAGGAUGCUGACGUGGCUUCAGUGCGCAUCCAAGCGGUGCUGAACAACCUCGCGCAACUUGAGCUGCUACAGGCGCCGGCGCUGCCUUUCACGGUCCCAGCGCAAUACAGCAACCUUCCCAGAUUGAACGGUAGGGCCACGGUAGCGUUAGAGAUUGCCCGCAAGGGCGGAGACAAGUUCGUGCUGAAAGCGGGAGGUGGCGCCAAAGACACAGCGACGCUUGAACUAGUGCUGGACGGAUACUCGGCGCCCAUCACAGCCGGGAAUUUUGCGGAUCUGAUCUCCCGGCAAGCGUUUGACGGCGUCCAGCUCAUAGCGGGCCAGCAGUCGAUCAUCACCAAGGGCGACAUUCCCGCGGCUCAGGGGCGGGUGCUGCCGCUAGAGAUCAAGGUGGCGGGGGAGUUUGAGCCGGAGUACAGGACGCAAGUAGACGUGCAGGGCGGCGAGAUUCCCAUCCUGCCCAUCUCGGUGUACGGCGCGGUCGUCGCAGCCCACGACCCCAGCUCGGAGGCCCUGUCCAGCGCGUCCCAGAUGUUCUUCUACCUUUACGAUCGGAAAUUCGCUGGGCUUGGAGGCCUCUCCUUUGACGAGGGUCAAUUUUCGGUGUUUGGGUACAUCACUAAAGGGAUCGAGUUGUUGUCCCAGUUCAAAACCGGCGACGUAAUCCAAUCAGCCAGGAUUACCGAGGGCGCUGAGCGGCUGAAUUUGCCUAGUAGCUAGAACAUAGACUCGAGCUGAAACGUCAAGCAGAAGCGUAGAGUGCGGUGUCAAGCAAAGCUGUUGGCUCGUUACCCCAGGGUACUUAGCUCUGACUGCCUGACGAGAACCUUUCUCUACAAAUGUGAUAGCUUUGGUAGCGCCGGCAAAUUGCUUCUGAUACGUGGCCUGGCCGCAUAUGAGAUACUCAUUUAUUGAUCGGCCGCUUCGACUCGAUUUUUCUAAAGAACCGAUCCAACGAUCGCACCAGCUAAUCUGGUCCUUUUAACCAUCGCAGGCGCCCGGUGUGGUCUCACCG